AUGCACGGAGCUAAAUACUGGUUUGGGGCGUGGGGCGUCGUUGUCGUCGACGCCGUCAACCGCCCGCCCCACGCGGCGACGCGGCGCGCCAUCAUGGAGGGCACAUUCGACCAGUGGCCACAGCAGAAAUUCUUCGGCGAGCGGCGCCAAAAUCUGAUGUCAAAGCGUAGCAAGAAGGCCGCCAAAACACCACCCGACCACACCGCGGCGCCCGUCGGCGUCCUGCUCGCCCGCCUCCCGCGCUCCUCGCUCGAGAGCCUCCUGACGGAGGCGGUCAAGUCGGGUGCGGUUCCGCUCGAGAGGAUCCGCCAGGCGCUGCCCGAGGCGAAGCACACACUCGUCAUCGCCAAGCCAAAGGUGUCUGGCGGUCCAACGCGGGAAGGCACAGGCCUUUUCGACGCGCUCGAUGACGAUCUUCUCGUCACGAUCCUCUCCAAACUCGCGCCCUCGACCGGGUCGGACCUGGGUCUGUGCCCACGGCGCUACUCCACCAUCGAGGGCGUCAAGAUCUGCUCUGCCAAUGUGUCUCGCCUCGUGCAGUUUCUGCCGGACGCCGCCACCACGGUGCGCAGCCUUCGCAUAGCCUCGGGCGACAAACACGCCUCCCUCGCGCCCGACGUCCUGAAGAAGACGCUCUCUCACUUCAAGAACCUCACCAGCCUCGACCUCGGCGGAAAGAAGGCCACCGCGGCGGUGUUCACCCUUGCGGCAAAGCAGCCGUGGGCGUCAACGCUGGAGAGCUUCACGUACCGCGAGUGCGGCGCGACCCCUUUCGACACCGUGGGGCUGCUGGGGCAGGCCACGCAUCUCACCUCGCUGAGCAUGACCUGCGACGCGGAUGUCCUGCGCCAGCUCUCGAACGCUUGGCGCAAGAACCGAGGCGGCGACGCGGCGCCCCUCCUCGCCUCGCUCGACCUUUCGGGCGGCUGGAGCGGCCGAAUCGGCUGGCCAGCUCUCGAGGCGUUGCCCUCUCAGUUCCCUGAGCUCGAGAAGCUCAAGAUCACGAUGUGGCUCUCCAACGCUCAGCCCUUUCGCCAGCUCGCGCAGCCCUUCGCUCGCCUCCUCGAGCUCUCAAUCACGAGGCUCAUCGCCAGCUACAGCGGCGGCCACCUCACCUCGGAGAAGCUCGGCAGCUUUCUCCGCACCAUCUUCGCCGCGACGCCAGUCGUCGAGAAGCUCUGCAUCCACCACGGCUCGAUGUACGUCAGCGGCCGCGAGAGAAAGGAGGGGAAGCGCAUGGACCCCUUCCCAGGCGUCGACGGCGCCCUCGCCGAGCUGCCAACGAGCCUCGUCGAGCUCACUCUCGCCUCGAUGAGCGGGCCCGAGGGAGCGCUCGCUCUCGCGGCGGCGCUCUGCGCGGACCGCGAGCGCUUCCCGCGCCUGACGCCGGCCAAUGCCAGCGUGACCAAGACGGGAGGUGUGUCGUCGUACGGCUACGCGCAGACGGUCACCUUCUGCCUCGACCCCAAGGUGGAGGCGAAGAAGGCGGCCGACAAGGCCAAGGCGGACAAGGGCGGCAAGGCAGGCACGAGCAGCAGCCGCCCGGAGAGCUCCCUCCAUGGCUCCCUCGCGGGGAGCGACGACGCCAUGAGCGAGGACGACGACGUCGAGUGA
Emiliania huxleyi CCMP1516 is the source of this 1614-nucleotide messenger RNA. RefSeq lists its product as hypothetical. The transcript has 6 exons. Bases 1 to 1614 code for a protein of 537 amino acids. The record is from RefSeq and is a predicted model, not a curated record. NCBI's taxonomy places the organism in Eukaryota, Haptophyta, Isochrysidales, Noelaerhabdaceae.